UUUCUGGUAAAUAUUUGUAUUUGUCAUGUGGCAGGUGCUUGUCCAUAGUUGCAUAGUACCCACUAAUAACAAUGUUAAGUUGUAAUUUAUAAGGAUAAUUAGUAAAAGGAGAUCUCAGAUUGAGUUUGAAACUGCCCAGCUGGGACUCUUUGUCAAACAUAAAUGUUUUAUCCAGUUAGUGAAAUUUUGCCUGGUUGAAGACCACGUUGGCCCCAUGUUAAAAGCCUGAGCCUUGUUCUCUGCAGUAUUUUAUCCACUUCUGACUUUUAGAAUGUUAAUUGUAUAUAUACUUCAGGUGUCAGUGUUUGACAGUAUAACAUUUUAAUCUUAGUGAUGGGCAGCUACCAAGAGGAUGAUGUAUUGCAUCAUGCAACCUGUAAUCUUUGUGUUGCAUCUGUGUAUUAAAAAAGUUCUUCAAGCAAACAAAUCCAAGUCAUUUUUAGUUACCCAUUCUUUAUAUGGGAGUUCAGCUUGCUCCUGUUCCAGUAAGAGAUUUACUAUUGACAAGAGAACCCAUUUUAACGCAUUUUGGUGGAAAUGGAGUGUGAACGCAUAUGAGUUGCAUCUUCUGAAGGCUCAAAGUAGGGUAAUGUCCCAUGUUAUAAUUUCUGUUGUGGAAGAUGGGAAGUGUGUCACUGAGUUAAAAGACAAAUAAAAAUCCUGUACUCAGAGUGUAUUCAUUUGGAAAGACUCCCAAGGAGGGAUUGCACAUCUCUGUGGUUUGUCAGUUUUUUGAAUGUUAGGUGUGUAGUUGAAAUCUCACAGGUCUCAUGGCUGGAGAGCACAGUUAAGUGAAUUUAUUUGAUAUUGGGUUCUGUGUAAAAUGUCAAAGCCUGUUUUGCUUAUUCAGGAAUUGUGCACAAAUGCUAAUAUCUUCUCCAAAAGAAUGCAGUAAAGCAUAUGCUUAAAAAAAGAAGUGCUUUGCUUUUCUUGCUACAUGAUAUGUGAACUUGUAAAGUAAGUUGUUACAUGGACUUGUAAAUUUUCUUUGUCAGGUAUUUGCAUGUCUAAUGCUAGAUACUUCCUUCUCAUAGGACCAUGGGAAAAUAUUUGGAAAACCUUAGGGCUAUUGCUUAUGAUGGCUUGGAGCUCUGGAAGCAGCCCUUGCACUUCAUCACAAUGAGGGAGAGGCUGUGAUAAUGUUUUCGGUUUGGAUGUGAAUAAAUAAGAUGAUCUAAUGAGUUCCAAGUCUGUGUUGCUUCAGGGUGGGCACAGGAGUAGUGGAGAGAGAACCACUGAUUAGAUUUCACCUAACAAUUUACUGACUUUUGUUAGGAAAGAAGAAUGGGACUCUAUGACUUCUACCGUAGAAAAAGUUUUUAGUAAAAAGUGUUGUACUAGUGAAGAAACAGUUCUUCCUUUCCAGUGUUGCUUUUUAAAAAUUUGUUAUUUUUGAUGCUGUUUCAUUUCUGCUGAUUCUGUGUUGACACGUGGGAGCGAUGUUCAAGCAUAGACUUGAACUGCCAUAAAUGGUUGGUGCAGCCUGUUGUGGAAACACUGACAUGAAGUCUGUAGUGAGACAGUGAUGCUGACCAUACCUCUUUGAGCCUUUUAAUCCAUAGAGGAGUGCUGUUGUCAGUCAUGCACGUUAAAAGAUUAAACAUAUGGUGAGAAACCUGAGAUAACUUUUAUCUAUUCACUACUUUAGACUUGUUUGGUUCUAAAGGAGAAUGAAAUGGGGAAGUUGUAGAACUUUGACUCGGCGCAGUAGUCUCAUUUGCUGCAGAAAGUUAAACUAAUCCCAAGAAUUCACAUAAAGAAAAUUAAAGCCUAAAAUGUCAUCUGAAAAGGAACAGUUUUUUUGUGAUAAAAAGGAAAUUAAUUUAUUAAAUCACAAUGCUGUGAGGAAUUGUUCUACAGAUUCUACUUUGGAAAAAGAACCGGUGAAUGAUCCUUUAAGUAUGAGGAUUCAACCAACAAUUUUAGAUGUCAAUCUUGCUUAUGGACUAAAAAAUGUGAAAAUCGAAUUACCCAAGGUGAACAUUCCAAAUGAAGUAUUAAUGAAACAUGAAGUUGAUAGGUUUAGAGAACUCUUUCAGGGUAAGCAGCAAACUACAAGGAUGUCCUUAAGGCUAGAGAGAAUAAAUGGAAGCAAUCCUGAUUGUUCAGAGAGAAGCCAACCAGAAGUGCAAUUUGAGAAAGAGUUGAAAACUGCAGCAAAGGUAGUGAAUUUCUCUUGUACAAAGUGCAAGGAUAACGUUAGAUACAGCCCAAAUGAUCUCCAGAAACAUUUUCAGCUGUUACACUAUGGUGAGUUGCCUUUGUAUCCUUGUGAGAUGUGCAGCUUCUCAGCGAAUGACUUCCAGUCCUUUAAACAGCAUCGACGCAUCCAUCGUAGCACUUUGGUAAAAUGUGAGCUCUGUAACAAUGAACAGAUAUACACUUUGUUGGAUCUGACAAAACAUUUCAUAUCAAAGCAUUGUGUAAAUGGUCACUUUCAAUGUGAAAAAUGUGCAUUUUCUACCCAUGAUGUGGGCACGUUUGUUCAGCACAUUCACAGACAUAAAGAGAUUCCCUAUAAAUGUGGAAAAUGCCACCAAGAAAACUUCACAGAAGAAGAGCUCCAAAAUAAUCAUCUUGUUAAUACCAGUAUGUUUUCUUUUGGUUGUCAUUAUUGCAGUUACAGCACAUCGCGGAAAGAUUAUCUUUUAAAACACAUCAUAGCUUUACAUAGAGACCACUUUAUUGCAAAAGAAAAACCAGAAAAGGAUAAAUACGAAAAAAGAAUAGUGAAGACUCCAGCAGGACUGAAGCUUGUGUUAAAAAGGUAUAAAAUAGGAGCAUCAAAGAAAGCAUUCUGGAGAAGGAAAGAAGUAAGCAGUGGAAGUGACAAUACUGGAGAAGAAAAUGCACAAGUUCUAAGAAGUGUGAAUAAAAUUCAGACAAAUGCUGAGGAGCUGAACCAGUGUGUGAAAGACAAGGAAAAAAAUGAAGAAAAAGAUCAAGUUAAGUACAUAGAAAAUUGUAAUUUCAUGGAUGGAAUGUUCUCUGCUACUACUGCACAAUACGAUAAGGCAGAUGAUGGAACAAAUUACGGCCUGGGAUUACUGAAAAAUGCUGUUCAUGGCCCAACAGUGUUGAUGGUUAAAAACAAUCAAAUAUCUGUUCCGGCAAAUUACAGUGCUAAAUUUAUGGGCUUUAAAAUGGUAGAUGGAAAACAACAUAUUGUUAUAAAAUUACUACCUACAAGCAAGCAAAAUGAGUAUUACUUGGGUCAGGAAGCUGAUCGUAUUAACGAUGGUUCUGCAACUCCUUUGCUACAGACUUCUGAUCCCUGUGGUUUGUCUUCAGGUGCUAUAGCACAUGUAACUGAUCAGUCAACCUUAAAGAACAAUUCUGUUCACACGUUAACCUCCCCUCCAUUUUCUUGUCCUGCACGUCAUUCAGGAAAGAUAGAAGUGGAAAACCAAAAUAACUCCACAUUGUAUGGCAGGAGUGUUUCUGAAACUGUAGCACCUUCUAAUAUAGCUGUAGGAAAAAGUUCAAAUUGUUUGCCAAUGAAGUUGGGCUUAACUGUACCUCCACAUGACAAGGUAACAAAAGUUGGAACUCAAAACAGUGUUUCAUGGGGAAACUUCAGCCCUUCCAGUCAUCCUCAGGUAUUACCACCCGCCACGACAAAUAUGCUUCAUUAUGACCCUGUGAAAAUGCCCUUUUUUCCUGAAGUGAAAAUGCAAAAUGGUGACCUGAAUAAUAGUAAUGGAACUGAUAAUCCUUAUUCAACUUUAAUGGAUCCUGUUAAGGGAAAGUUGUUGUCUUUUCACAACUAUUCCAAAAUGGACUUUUUGGAUAAUCCACGUAGCAUUUGGGUGUCAAGAGAUGACAGACGCAAAAAAUUUGCAGCUAGCAAAACGGUUUCUUUUCAAAACAGUGGAAGUGAAUCUGCAUCUUCAUAUUCAGAGUCGAUGAAAGGCUUAAAAGCAGAGAAAGUUGUGUCAGCCCAAUCAAAUAUUAAUAAAACUUACGAACAUAUAAACACUAAAAAUAACUCUGUGUCUCUUAAAAGCCAAUCUAAGUGUGGUGUUGACAGCGAGUGUUUUAUGGAGGACCAGCAUCAUGGCCAGCAGUAUUUGGACACUAACAUAGAUCAAGGCUUUCAGAACGUAGCUGAGAAAUUCCAAGAAAAUGCCUCUGAUUGCGUUAACUCUUUCUUAAUGCCUAAAAUCACGUCUGUUUUCUCCUUACAAAGUGAACAAGCAGCUAGUUAUUUAUCGCCUGAAAUAAAACAGAUACUGCAAGAUGUGUUAGAAGUGAAAACAACUUCUCAGCAAGAGUUCCACAGCAAGACAAAUAACUGUGUAAAACUUCAUUCUGACAAGCUGCUUUCUGGUCAUGAGACCAGGGAUACAGCCUUCAUGAAUCUAAAAAACUUUGCAACUACAUGUGGUUUUCAGAGGCCUCCUUCUAAUGUAGAAUAUAAGAGAGAGCCGAACACAAGAUGUAGCACAAAUGAAGGUACACAUUGUGGGAGCGAAAGACAGACAUCCAGAACAUCAUUUGAUUCACAGGGUGUGGACAAAUUAUCCAUAACUCCGGGUGCUGGUACAUUGCUAAAAACUCGCACAGAUUCAGUCAUAACACAGCAGUUAGUAAAAGAGAAAAUACUGUCUGCGGCUCAGAAUCCCAGUGGCUUUUCACCAGUUUUACCUGUUCAUCAGGAACAAAAGAAAACCCUUUUCUUUAAGUCCCUUCCAUCAGGAUUUUUUGUUCCUUUGCACCUUGCUACCCAGCCUGGACAACAGGUGGCUUCAGGAAAUUCUCUUCCAUCAACCAGUUCGUCAGAUGGGCAUGUGACUGAAGAUGUACCUGCAUCUUUUCCUUCAAGUAAAGGGCCUGGAAUGAGUUUGACUUUUAGCGGGGCAGUUGGAACAGCUGCAAGUGCCGCUAAUGAUAGUUCUCAGGUUUUAGGGGGAAUUGCAUCCAGAGAAUUCAGUAAAAUAACCAUAUCAACUUCAAAAGUGAAGGGGGAAAAUGACAAUUUUGGAAAUGUAAGAAGUUCCUGUAACAGGGAAGCUUGUUCAGCAAAUGAUUCGUUGAAUAGCAUGCCAUUCAGAAGAUCUCCUCUAACUACAUUGGAGUCAUCUGUGAAAGGAAUUUCUUCUGUGAAAGUGUUAUCAGAGCAUCAGGAUGCUGUCUUUGGUUCUUUAGAGUCAGUAAACCAACGGGAAAUUAAACAGGAACAAGAUGUUUAUGCACUUUCGCCUGAUGGACAGCAGGGAGCUUUUCUGAAAUGUAUGACACCAAACAAGCCUGUAGUUCGUAAACCAGUUUUUUUUCAGGAUACUGCUCAUCAUCAAAAUUGUCAACCAAAGAAAACUGGAGCCAUGCAACAACAGCUUUUGCUGAAAAUGAAGCCUCCUACUUCAGAUACACUGGCUGAUACCACUCAGUCAGUGAGCAACUCAGUGCCCUCGCUACAGGUGGAUAACUUGCAGUUCCUUACUCCUGCACUAGCACAGAAACAAACUAAUCUUAGUUUUAAUAAUGCCUUAAUCUUACCAGGUGAGUUAAUGCCAGCAAAUGCCUCUUUGGCAAGCUCUAAUCCAGCAUGUUGUGUUCCUCCUGUGGAACCUGUUUAUUCUACUAAAUCUGCAGGGACACGAUUGCAGAAUGGUUCUAUUGAGAGUACACAAGUAAUAACUGCUAACAACAGGAAUAACUUCGGUUGUCAGAAGUCCACAUGGAGCACCCAAAACAGAACUGCAAAAGCAAAACCUCGUUUAAAACAAAGGGGCUCUAAAAGUUCAGAAACUCGGGGUGUGCAAAGAAAUAGGAAUUUCAAACGUAAAAGGAAGGCCAGUUGCCCAGAACCUCCAAGAAAGAAAGUAAUGUUGCACAGAAAGUGUAAGGAAAAGAAUCAAGCUGCAGUUGUUAGUGAAUUGGAUAGCCCCUACAAACAAAGGGCAUCAAAAAAAACCGUGAGGACUUUGAAAUUACUUCCUUUUAAUUCUAACCAGCUUGUAAAAUGCCCUCGGAGAAACCAACCAGUUGUUGUGCUUAACCAUCCUGAUGUAGAUGUCCCGGAAGUUGUAAAUCUAAUGAAAACCAUUGCUAAAUUUAAGGGACAUGUUCUUAAGGUUUCAUUGUCAAAAAGAACUCUUGAAGCGCUUCUGCAGCCAGCCUUCUGCAAUCCUUUGGAUGUAACUACUGAUGUUUUUUCUCAAAAAAGAUACAGGACAAUAAAACCUAUUAGCCCUGUAAAAGAAAGAUUUGUCUUAAAAUUGACACUGAAAAAGACUAGCAAAAACAAUUACCAGAUUGUGAAAACUACCUCUAAUAAUACCUUGAAAGCUAAAUUUAGCUGCUGGUUUUGUGGUAGAAUAUUUGACAAUCAGGAUAAUUGGGUAGGACAUGGACAGAGACAUCUGAUGGAGGCUACUCGAGAUUGGAAUUUGUUAACGAUGACCAGUAAAGAAUAUCAAACUUAAAUACCAAGCAUUAAAGUUCUUCAAAAAAUAUUCGGUUGAAUCAGGAUACACAAGUGAUUUUGGUUUUUAUGUCAGUAUUGUAACUGAAGUUCAAAAAUGAUGCAAAGUGUUUGUGUUUUAAAAAAAAGAGCAUAUUCCCUAUUGGCAUCAGCUUUGAGAAAGAUCAAGGAGCUUUGUGGUUUAAAUAACUUGUAACUAAUUGCAAAUACAAUUCCAUAAAAAGAUAUAUUAUUUUUUAUUACUACUAUCAUGUGCUAUAUUUUUAUUCUAUAGAAUGAAUCUUCAGGGCUUUUGUUCUGUACAUAUUUAAAAAUCCCUAAACAUGUAAAUAUUUUUAUACUUUUCAGUUACUUGGUAUAAUUCUUGCACAGAAAUUAUACCCCCUCCCCCAUUUUUCAGUUCUGUGCAUGCACUACUAAAACCAGUUUUUAAAAUCUUUUCAGAUACAUGCAGUUGUUAUCCUGGGAUUUUUGUUAUUUUCACUUAUGAGCUCUUGAUUUUGUUUUUCAGGGAUUGAACACUAUUGUUAGCAAGUGCCUCAAAGAUGUGAAGCAGUUUACAUUAUGUCGACUGUGUAACCGUGGGUCUGUAUAGGGCCAUUUCCCCAACAGUUUCAUUUAAACAAAGCCAUAUGUGAAUGCUUUAAGCUAUAUUUCUAUGCACAUGACACUUGUACUAUUUCUGUGCAGUUUGUCUACUUUCUUAGUGAAGUAUUUUUCAUAUAAAUUAAUAAAACGUUAUGUUUGUGUUAAUACGGCGAGUCAGAAUAAAAUCAAUUGAAAAUAUACAGUAUAUAUAUUCAUAAUGUAUAUGGUGUUAAAGAAUGGUGAACAUUCCUAAUCUGUAUUGACUUUGUCACUAUUAAAUUUGAUACAACUUGUGUUUA
Empidonax traillii (willow flycatcher) is the source of this 7314-nucleotide messenger RNA. It is a transcript of the gene ZNF518A, whose product is annotated as zinc finger protein 518A. Gene Ontology annotation, biological process: regulation of transcription by RNA polymerase II. Gene Ontology annotation, molecular function: DNA-binding transcription factor activity, RNA polymerase II-specific; RNA polymerase II transcription regulatory region sequence-specific DNA binding. The transcript is spliced from 2 exons. Bases 1776 to 6428 code for a protein of 1550 amino acids. NCBI's taxonomy places the organism in Eukaryota, Metazoa, Chordata, Aves, Passeriformes, Tyrannidae. The record is from RefSeq and is a predicted model, not a curated record. Gene Ontology annotation, cellular component: nucleus.